This is a messenger RNA of Rhodofomes roseus, 1277 nucleotides long. RefSeq lists its product as uncharacterized. The coding region runs from base 98 to 970 and encodes 290 amino acids. The record is from RefSeq and is a predicted model, not a curated record. NCBI's taxonomy places the organism in Eukaryota, Fungi, Basidiomycota, Agaricomycetes, Polyporales, Fomitopsidaceae. The transcript has a single exon.
UCCAGCGGCCGCUGUGCCAGCUCGCUGUGCGCCGGGCCAACGCGGGCCAGCCAAUUCUCCCCAUCACCACACCCACGCCCUUCAUCGGCCUCUGUACAUGUAUUCACACCAACUCUCUUUCUCGCAGCGCGCCCGGCACGAGAACGCCUCGCCAGCGGGCCCCCUCGACCCUUCGCGCUGCCAGCGACGGUUCUGCCGCAGCGGGUCUGUAUUCCAGGCGAGCUAUGUGAACGCCUAUGACGUUCCGUUUGGACGCAUUCCACGCUUCAUAUCGACGAAGACUUCGCAGCAGUCAAGUGACAACCCGUGCCGAGUCUGCAUUCAGCCCGCCCUUCUUCCGCCGGCCUGUGGUACUUAUCGUCGUCAAGCAAUCCCAAUGGGCGUGGCAAGUGUUCCGCGCAGUACCGCUGACCAAACCUACGCCUCAUCUGCAGGCUCAUACCGCGCCUGCUCUGAUAGAACGCAAACCGAGCUCAACCAGCUGGUUGAUCAUAUCACCAUGUGUGGCCCGCAGAUCGAGAGGCUCGAGCUCGGGCAAUGCGCAAGCCAGCGCACCUACCCGACCGGCACCGGUCGCCGCACUCUGUCAGAGGUGAGAACUGGCCGAGAUCGUGCCUCUCCUCGGAUAGUACCAUCGCGGACAAGACGCGCUGUACGCAUACAGGCUGGUAAAUAUGGAUCUUCUCAGGUCGAGCUCCGUGGCGCACUGAUGAACUACGUAAUCCCUCGAGCGCAGGGACGCGAGGUCUUCGCAGUGGAUGUCAACAUCGAGGGGUGGCCCGGUCCAGGCAUGUUUCCGGUUGAGGCCACGGCCUGCUGCUUCCUAUGGUGCACAAGACCAAUACAAGACUACGGCGCGAGACCGGCCAAGGGCGAGCUGAUCCACGAUACGCCUUCGUCCUGGACGUUCUAUAGCUCAAGACUCAGUCAUGUGUCCUUGCCUAUCCAUUUCAGAUACAAUGUCGAGUGAUGGCGCAUGCGCUAGUGUGCUCGUCAAUCCGGAGGGCGAUAUGAAGCACACGCAUGCAGUAUCCAGCCCCUGCCCCGGGGAUGGGCGAGGUAGCCCUGGUGAGGUGAGCCUAUCUUCGGUGAUACCCAAGGCGCCAUGCACCAGAGUCAAUGUGGGAGAACAGUGCGCAUGAGUGGGAUCGUCAGGGCGAGCGAGAUCUGCGCUGGCCACGCAUCUGCCAGCACGCGCUCGAGAUCCCGUCAUACGUACAUGGGAUCUGGCACUCCUGGGCUGUGACGGCAUCCGGGACUUAUCUUUGAGGAAUAUA